Molecule: messenger RNA, 1117 nt
Organism: Neurospora tetraspora
Lineage: Eukaryota; Fungi; Ascomycota; Sordariomycetes; Sordariales; Sordariaceae
Product: dUTPase-like protein
Exons: 2
Coding region: 169-873 (234 amino acids)
Biological process (GO): dUTP catabolic process; dUMP biosynthetic process
Molecular function (GO): magnesium ion binding; dUTP diphosphatase activity
Source: RefSeq, a predicted model, not a curated record
CCCGGCAGGCAACGCACUGGCCAAGAGAUUUGGACCCCUGAAAUCAAUUAACGCGUCCGACGCGUCCAACGCGCUUACAGCUCUGUUUGAGCUUUUGCUUUUGCUUUUGCGCCCGCCUCCCCACCAUUGAAACAGCUGCGUUUCCUCCCUCCCUCGCGCAGCAAAUCAAUGUUUGUUGUCCGUCGUCUUUUCUCUCGUUCUUCUCUUUCAAUUGUCCCCAAAAUACCCACAUUCAAACACUUCACAACCACAACACCAAUGACAGCCGGCACCACCACCGAACCUACCUCCCCUCCCGCCAAGCGCAUCAAGACCUCCUCCGCCACCGAUUCCUCCUCCCAAACCACCACCGCCGAAACCACCACCGCCGCCACCAUGACCGCCUCCGACGUGCAAACCACCCCCGCCGUGACCAAGCUCGACCAGGCCCCUCCCCUCCUCAUCAAGAAGCUAUCCGACAAAGCCCGUCUGCCCACUCGCGGCUCCGCCUUCGCUGCUGGCUACGACAUCUACGCUUCCAAGGAGACUACGAUCCCUGCGCGCGGGAAGGGAGUGGUGGACACGGAUAUUAGCAUGGCUGUUCCCGCUGGGACUUACGGCCGCAUAGCCCCCCGCUCCGGCCUAGCAGCCAAGUCCUUCAUCGACGUCGGCGCGGGCGUGAUCGACGCCGACUACCGCGGGCAGGUCAAGGUUCUCCUGUUCAACCACUCGGACGUGGACUUUGCAGUCAAGGAGGGCGAUCGCGUGGCGCAGCUGGUUCUGGAGAGGAUUUAUACACCCGAGGUUGUCGAGGUGGAACAGCUGGAGGAGAGCGUGAGAGGUGCGGGCGGGUUUGGGAGUACCGGUGUCAGUGUUGGGGAGGUUAAGAACUAAACAUGGUUUAAAAAUGGGAAAGGAAUAAACAAUUGAAGAUUGUUGAACUGGGAUGGGACUUCAAGGUUGCGCACAAGAAAAUUUGGAAGGCGUUGGUUGGGGUUAGAGGGUAAAAAUGAAUGUGGUAUGUAUGGUAUAUUGGUCCGGGACGGGAUUUAGGAUCAUAAAUGGAGAGAUGAAGUUUCAGCUCCAUCCAGCGCAUUGAGCUCGAGGGACCCAAGACACCCGUCGUUCGUUGUCUUCC